AUGUCUUCUCAAAAAGUUUUAAAUCUAGAUAAUUUAAAUCCAAAUGUUAAGACUAUGCAAUAUGCAGUACGUGGACCACUUCCUAUUAGAGCUGUUCAAAUUGAAAAAGAGUUAGCUUCUGGGGUAGUAAAGCCUUUUAAAAAUGUCAUUAAGGCAAAUAUUGGGGAUGCCCAUGCUAUGGGACAAAAACCAAUUACUUUUAUUAGACAAGUUAUUGCAUGUAUUUGUAUGCCACAGUUAAUGGAAAAUAAAGAUAUGCCUAAAGAUGUCAUUGAACAUGCCUCAGCCAUUCUUAAUGGUUGUGGUGGAAAAAGUGCUGGUUCUUAUUCAUUAAGUAAUGGAAUUGAAAUUAUUAGAAAAAAUGUAGCUAAGUAUAUUGAAAAAAGAGAUGGUUAUAAAUCUGAUCCAGAACUUAUCUGCCUUUCAGGUGGUGCUUCAGAAUCUAUUAGGAAUGUUCUUAAACUUUUUAUUAAUAAAUCCGGUGGUAAAAAAGUUGGCAUUAUGAUUCCAAUACCUCAAUACCCUCUUUAUUCAGCUACAAUUGAAGAAUUUAAUUUAGGUCAAGUUGGUUAUUAUCUUAAUGAAUCAAACAAUUGGAGUUUAGAUGUUUCAGAAUUAGAAAAAGCUUAUGAAAAAUCAAAAUCUCAAUUUGACACAAGAGUUAUUUGCAUUAUCAAUCCUGGAAAUCCAACUGGUCAAGUAUUAGUUAAAGAAAAUAUUGAAGCUAUUUUGAAAUUUGCAUUUGAAAAAAAACUUUUUGUUCUUGCUGAUGAAGUUUAUCAAGAUAAUGUUUAUUCAGAAGGUUCUAAAUUCCACAGUUUUAAAUCUGUUUUAAUGGGAUUAGGAGAACCUUAUUCUAGUUCAAUUGAAUUAGCUUCAUUCCACUCUGUUUCUAAAGGAUAUAUGGGUGAAUGUGGAUUAAGAGGAGGUUAUGUAGAAUUUGCAAAUAUAGAUGGAGAUGUAUUUGCUGAAUUUAAAAAAAUGACAUCCGCAAAGUUAUGUUCUACUGUUGUUGGACAAGCUGUUAUAGAUACCGUUGUUAAUCCACCAAAGCCAGGAGAGGAAUCAUAUGAACAAUGGAAUUCUGAAAAGAAUGCUGUUUUAGCAAGUCUUAAAGAAAGAGCAACUUUAGUUAAAGAGGCAUAUGAAAAGUUAGAAGGAAUUACAUGUAAUCCUGUACAAGGAGCUAUGUAUGCAUUCCCAAGAGUACACCUUCCAACUAAAGCUAUUGAAAAAGCUAAAUCACUAGGCCAGGAACCAGACUUUUUCUAUGCAAUGUCUCUUCUUGAAGAAACCGGAAUUUGUGUUGUACCAGGUAGUGGAUUUGGACAAAGAGAAGGAACUUAUCACUUCAGAACAACAAUUCUUCCACAACCUGAACUUAUGAAAGAAAUGAUGGAAAGAUUUACCAAAUUCCACAAUGAAUUUAUGAAAAAGUAUGAAUAG
Messenger RNA from Strongyloides ratti, 1446 nucleotides. Its product is annotated as Alanine aminotransferase 1. Bases 1 to 1446 code for a protein of 481 amino acids. Lineage: Eukaryota; Metazoa; Nematoda; Chromadorea; Rhabditida; Strongyloididae. Gene Ontology annotation, biological process: biosynthetic process. The record is from RefSeq and is a predicted model, not a curated record. The transcript is spliced from 2 exons. Gene Ontology annotation, molecular function: L-alanine:2-oxoglutarate transaminase activity; pyridoxal phosphate binding.